CAACUAAUACUAUGCUGGUAUAAUCUCAUCCCCACAUUAUCAUUAGGUCAACCCUUGGGGUUUGAUGACCACAUGUUCAGGAGAAUAAAAUAUUUUAUUUUAAAACAUAUCAAAAUUAAUAUCUUGUGUACAUAACAAUAUAUAAGAUUUUAUUACACAAAAAUAUUUGAAUUUGAAAUUAGAAUAAAUGAAAUACAAAUCGAUAAUUAUAAUCGAAGAAUUAAAGAAAAAGUAAAAUUAUAGAGUAAAAUGUGUUCACACUAUGAAAAGAUGAUUGAAAGAUUAAGAAUACUAAAAAAUAAAGAUUAAUUGUUAUUAUAAUAAAUUAAUAAAUAAAUAAUGCUACCCAAAAAACUGAAAGUUUGGUGGGUAACUUCCCUCACGUUUAAACAUAUUUUUAAUAUUUUUUUAAUUAUUAACAUUCUUAAUUACCACUACACCCCCUACCUAAAAUUAAGGAGAGAGCAAGAAAUUUAAAAUGGAGAAAAGUACACAAAAGUGUACUAUACAUUAUUGGUGGAUUUAAUUCAUAAAUGAAAUUAAAAAAACCGAACAAAAAGCCACUUUACCCUUUUUACCCACCUCAUAUUCUCUCCUUCUUUCGUCAAACCCUCCACCAUUAGCCAACCACCCAUCCAUCUUUUUCUGCUUCUCCGCCAUGCACUCGACCACUGCACUUGCAAAAGCCCAAUUUUCGAGACUACUCACCUCCUUUCUCCAUCAAAAAACUCCUCUUUCUCUCUCCAAAUGGAGAUCAAGAGUAAAAAAAUUCAGAUUCCAAAACCCUAACCCCGUACCCCAUAUCCAAUCAACGGUGCUUGCCUCGCUCACUCUUCCGACGAGGAGUUUCAACUUCUUCCCCCACUCAAUCUUUGUUCAUUCUUCCAAAUGCUGCUUGCUUGCUUUAAUUACUAGGAUUGUGGGGAAUUGAUUGAUUUGGGAAGGGAAGGGAAGGAGACCAAGCAACAGAGAAGAAGCCCGCUGCCCCCUACAAACCCCUUUAUCUCCACCGCAGGAGAGGAGGACGAUGAUGACGGCAAAGGCAACGACGAGUUGAGGAAGAAGUGUGACUAGUGACAGUGGUUGUUGUAGAAGAAGAACUAGAUAUGGAAAAGGAAAGCCACAACUGGUGAGCGGGUUAUGAAUGGGCCGAUUCAGAUCUUCUCCUGAUUUCUUCAGCGAAGAGGGGUCUCUCUCCCCUAGAUAAGGAUUCGACGGCGACGGUGGCGGCGGAACCUAGGAACGAUGCCCUCAACAAGUUUGAACGACGAGAAUUGGUACUAGAAUCUGUUGCUCAUUGAUUAUCUAUUCCAGAAGGAAUAAAAAAACAAAAGAGAGACCAGUAGCAGAGGAAGAAAUCGAAGCUCUGGAGAGGAGAUGAAGCGAGCGGUAAGAAUAGCAAAGAGAAAGAUGAUAAUAAUAAUAAUAAAAUAAUAAUUUUUUUAAAAAAAAUAAAUUUUAAUUUGAUGUGGCGUCCAAGUGGCAUGACAAGCCUAGCUGGACAUGUGUUGGAGUUGAUGUGGGAGCUGAGGUGGCUAUAUUGUCAAAAACGCGAAAGUUAUGGCUAUGCAGAUGAGUUAAGCCUUAAAAAAAUAAAUGGCGUUGUUAUUGCUUCCUUCCAAAAAGCAUGUUAUGCUCUUCGGUUAUUGGCAGAUGAUGAUGAGUGGAGUGAUUGCUUGAAAGAAGUAGCCUUUUGGAGUUCUAGAUAUAAAGUAAGGAAUUUGUUUGUCACAAUUCUUAUCCACUGCCAAGUGUCUGAUGUGCACCUUUGUGGGGAAUAAAUAGGACCUAUUGAGCGAUGAUAUCGUGUUCAAUUUAAACAGGGAGUUAAAUUUGCCUGAUUUGAAGCUAUCUGAUGACUUGAUAUUUGCACAUGUUUUUGUCCACCAUUCUUAUAUCAUGUGAGGCUCAUUUCUCAUGGUUUAAACCAAUUUCAUGUAAGGUUGUUCUUGUUAGUGACAUUUCUGGUCAUAGUACGUGAAUGAAGGUUUGGGCACAAGUUUGGGGUCGAUUGGACGAAGUUAGGACGAUUAACGAAAAGCUGAGAGAUAAUGCGGCCUGCUCUAAUUUUACGAGGUCGUGUGGUCUGGUCGUAUGCCUGGGACUACACGACCAGGGUCGUACUGGCCGUGUAAGGGCACCCUUUUCCAGGAUAGUUACACGGGCAAGGCUGCAUUCCCGCGGCUGUACAUCCUGGCUGUGAGUCGACCACGAGCAACUAAUCCGGAUGCUGCAUUUUGGGAGCUACACGGGCAGGCACGGGAUUCUACACGGCCAUGCGCUGGCCGUGUAAUUGGGAAAAUAUGGGUUUUAACACAAUUUCGGGUUUGUGAAAAAGGGAUCCGAGGUUUAGAGCAGAAAAUAGAGAGUUAGAUAGAGAAAGUGAAAAACCCAUCCUCCAAGGUGACCUAGAUCGGGUUUUGACACCAUUGGAGCUUGAUUGAAGCCUAGAGAAGCACUGGUUGACAAACUAGAAACUGAAUUCUAUCCUCGACAAGAUGAUUUCUACAUCCGAAGCUGAUUUCCUCUCUCUCUCUCUCUCUCUCUCUCUCUCUCUCUCUAUGGAGUAACCUCCCUCUCUCACCUAGGUAUGAAGAACCCUAGAGUUGUAUGUUAGGUUGAUUGUAUUAAUCCAAGUACAUGAAAUUUUGAUAUUGAUUAUAUUCAAUUGAGGCAUGAUUUCAGAACUGCUUCAGUCUUGAUCACAUUCUUGUAGUUUCUGCUUUGACCUAGAAAUAGAAUAUAUGCAUAGGUUGAUUUAUGCUUUGGCCUGAAAAAGAACCUUCCGCGGUAUAACUAUCAUUAUAUCUGAACUUGGUGAAUUACAAUUCGCCUUAACUGCAAUCUAGGGGGAACCAUAUCUGGGUGACAUCUCUCAAACUUGAAUCACAACUUUAUUGCUUUGUGUUUGCUUAGAUAAGAUUUUCACUACGUUCAAACUGCUAAAUAACGAGAACUUCACGGAGUAGUCAUCACAUCUAGGACCUGGGUUGACAAUUAAAGCUAAACACGCUAUACUACUCAUUAGUUUGUAGUUACACUUGACCACUUUCUAGUGUGACGGUAUUGGCGAGUCACAUUCUAGUUAGAGCUAUGAGAAUAAAUUCUCGAAAUCGAUGCUCGCUGAGGAGUUAGAUUACAAUCCAAAAGAUUUAAUGAAAUAAUUUAAUAUAUUCUAUCCUAAAUUGAAUUCAUAGCAGAAGAAGGCAUUCGAUGAAAUUGUUCAAGGAGUGGAUGAGGAAAAAGGAAAUUACUUCUUUGUUGAUGGAUUCGGAGGUACAAGGAAGACAUUUCUUUGUAAGUUUUUUUUCACACUACGGGCCGAAAAGAACAUAGUGUUGUUUAUUGCUUCUUCUGGUAUUGCAGCUUUGCAAAUGAUUGGAGGUAGAACUGCUCAUUCUCGAUUCCACAUUUCAUUCGACGGUGACCCAAAAUCAACAUGUCAUAUUGAACAAGAAAGCAAGUUAUCUGAGAUGAUUCAUAAUGCUUCUUUUAUGAUUGGGGACGAAGCUCAUAUGGCUCAUAAGCAUAAUAUUGAAGCAGUGGAUAGAAAUCUAAGAGCCAUUUUGCAUGUGAAACAUUCAUACAGCGAGGACAUGAUCUUUCGAGGGAUUUCUAUUGUAAAUUCUUCUAUCAAGAGAUCGUAAUUAUGACAUACAUUGAAAGCUUUGAAUCUCUCUUAGAAUAUGAGAUUGUGCCUGUAAAAUUUGUGGGCAUGAAGAAGCUACCGAGACUAAAGAAAUCAGCAGAUGGAUUUUGGAUACAAGUGGUGGUGUGGGCUCGUUGUUUAUGGGGAUACAAUAAUCACAAUUCCAACAUCUUUAAGCAUUCAACAUGAAGGAGAUGACAUUGUUGAUAUUGUCAAUGAUGUGUAUAAUGAUCCCCAUUUUAGUUGUAGUGAAGGAACCUAUUUGGUCCAUCAUGGUAUAUUGGAUCUAUAUCAUGAAAUGAUAUCUACAAUAAAUAAUUACUUGACGGAUAGGUUUUCAUAAGAAGUUUGUUAUCAUAGUUCAGAUUCAAUUGAGGUUGAUCCCAGUAACAAGCAUCAUAUAAAUGGAGAUUAUUCGGUGUAGUUUCAUAAGACAUUGAAGAUUAGUAAGAAAAAAAUUCGUUGGAAAAUCAGUAAUUUUCCAGACCAUUCUAUUAGAUUAAAAUUUGGAUGCCAUGUCAUUUUACUAAGAAAUAUGGAUCAAAGUACAAGUCUCUGCAAUGACACAAGGAUGAUUAUGAAGAGGCUGGGCACAUGGUCCAUUGAAGUGGAGAUUAUGACAGGUACUCAUAUUAGUGAAAGGGUAUUUCUAAUGGAUUAAAUUGACUACUCAUUACAAAAAUCCAGAUUUCACAUUGGUUAGGAAACAAUAUCCGAUUGUAGUUUGCUUUGCUAUGACGAUGAACAAAAGACAAGGUCAAACGUUGAAAAAUGUCGAUCUCUACUUGACAAAGCAUGUGUUCUCUCACUGCCAGCUUUAUAUUGCGCUAUCACGAGUUACAACGCAACAUGGGAUGAAGAUUAUAAGUUCUGAUUCUGAAGGUGAAGAAUCAAACACCAUGCAAAAUAUUGUGUGUGAGUAAAUUUUUUAAUAAUACUGGACAACAAAUAACUUAUAUGGGAAGACAAAUGCAAUUUAGGAUGAUGGUAACAUUUACUUUCAACGGGAUUGAGAUGGAAAAGCAAUCGAAAGAAGUACAAAAUAAUAUUUACAAUAAUUUGUGAAAGAAAGAGGUAAAUCAAAUUUUGUAAAAUAACAUCCUAAUAGUUACAUAAUUUGUGGUUUUGUAGAAUUUUGUAAGAGUUGAUUUCAUUGCAUGAUAUUUUUAACUUGGAAAAUUUUAUUUUUAAAUUAUUUCAUAAUUUACAUUUUUUAAAUAUCAAAUAAAAAUGUAUGUUAGUUCACACAAUUACCAUUAUUGAUUAUGUAUUAUUGACUAAAUGAAUACGAACAAUUCGCCUCAACCGGAGCAACCUUGAAUCCGAGAAUUCUAAAAGUCAUUAAUUUUGGGCCAAGAAAAAAUCAUCGUAAUCGUUUAUGCGUAUAAGUUUGAAUUCAAUAACAAAAGUGAUUAAUUAUCAUUAUUUUUUGUGAAUAAAGUGACCACGAUGCACCAACUCCUCCAAUGAAAAGCUUAGAAAAAACUCAAAAGUCAAUCCCAACCAAAACACUUCAUGAGCUUAAUCAAUUAAAGAUGCAAGAUGGAGAAGAGGUAAGCGUAAGUUUCAAAUUAACAACCUAUUAACUAUCAAAUACUAAAACUUUCAAUAUAUAUAUAGGGAAUUAUGUAUUUCAUCAACUGCAAAGUAAUCAAGGUUAAGAACAGGUGGUGCUAUGCUGGAUGCAAAAAAUGUCCACAAAAACUCAAAGAAGACUCUGACGAGUACUUCUGUGGGAAUUGCACAACAAAAUUAAAAACUACAACAACAAGGUAAUGCUACCAUUAUUAACAUGAACUUGCUUUAUAAUUCUCUUGUUAAGAUUGUAAGCGAAUUUUUGUAUAUAUUACGUUGAUUAAUAUAGAUGCCAAGUGAUUGGAUAAUUAAUUUUCAACAACAUAAUUUAUGUUAUUUUUCGUUGAAUGCAUAGAUUAUAUUACUGAAGCAACAAAAGAUAAGCAUUGGUACAUAGUACAAUAUUAAAUUAAAUAGGGUCCA
This is a messenger RNA of Linum trigynum, 5647 nucleotides long. The record is from the annotation of a GenBank genome assembly. NCBI's taxonomy places the organism in Eukaryota, Viridiplantae, Streptophyta, Magnoliopsida, Malpighiales, Linaceae.